UCAUUUUACUUGUUACUUCUGUACAUGAGGAGAUUUGCGCUUUCGAAAGACAACUAUUUUUAAAGCAAAAAAUGAGGGAAAUGAAUGAGAUCAUCACUGGCGUUGGUUAUCAGAAGUAAUGCUAUUUGAUCUUUCAUAGUUCAGGAAUAUAUAUUUAAUAUCGUCCGUGAGAUGGAUAUAGUUCAGUAUAACCAAUUUAAUAAUUACUGAAAAUUUACUAAGAAAACUCAUUAUUUGUAGAAGAAACGAAAGGGAAAAAGUCGUAUUUUUGGAUAUUAUGGAAGGACUCACCAGAGACUGUUCUGACUCGUUCGAAUCCGAUUUAUCUUCAGACGGUGAUCCAAAAUCUCCUCAUGACUACCUGAGCUUUUUUUCAAAAAUUACGGAUGACUUGAGAAUUCACUUCGCAAGAAAUUCCAGCAAAGAAGAUUACUGUGAAGACAUAUACGAGGACAUUUAUUCUUCUCCUGUUUCUGGCAGUUAUUCAUAUUACAAAGAUCUCGUGGCUGUGGCCCAGGAGGCAGACGCUAGGAAGGACUGCCAGCAGAAAAGGUCCAGAUUCGAAUUUCAUGAACAACCUGCUUCGACAUUUUCUGAGUUCCUCUGUCCUUCUGCUUGUACCGGACAUUUUAAUCCAGCUGUAGGCACUGGACCUUUCGAAGAAUUAUUCCAAGUUUUGAAACCUACCCCGCAGUUAUGUUGUUCGCAAACUCCAGGAACUUUUCCAUGUGCAAACACAACGACUCAUUGGAGCCAGAACGUAGAAUCAAUGGGCACGGCGUCAAAUGAAAUUUACGGCAAUUCUUUAAAUGAUGAGUACUCGGAUUUUAUUGAUAUUCUUCACAGAUGGACUUCAGACGACUUCUCAACUGAGUUUCCACCAUGUGACCCAAAUGAUUUCUGAUGACAAUUACGGAGUUAAGGAUGGCUUAGAGCGGUGCAGAUGUCUCAGGGUCGUCACUGGGGCAUAAUGAGGAUAAAAUUUUAAUGUAAUCUCUACAUUAAUUUUAUUUUUUCUUCGGAAUAAAGAAAAAAUACGAUACUUCUGGGGCCAUGUCCUCUGUCCAUGUCACUGAUUUUACUAAUUAAAUAUUUAAUUAUUAUAUA
Argiope bruennichi is the source of this 1107-nucleotide messenger RNA. RefSeq lists its product as uncharacterized. NCBI's taxonomy places the organism in Eukaryota, Metazoa, Arthropoda, Arachnida, Araneae, Araneidae. The record is from RefSeq and is a predicted model, not a curated record. The transcript is spliced from 4 exons. The coding region runs from base 278 to 904 and encodes 208 amino acids.